Messenger RNA from Drosophila serrata, 998 nucleotides. RefSeq lists its product as uncharacterized. The record is from RefSeq and is a predicted model, not a curated record. NCBI's taxonomy places the organism in Eukaryota, Metazoa, Arthropoda, Insecta, Diptera, Drosophilidae.
CCGAACCGCAUCGCAACGCGAGUAUAGCCACAGCCACAAUGUUUCAAAAAAGGAUUAUCGAACUGAUCACGGUCCUCGUGUACUGGAUGCUCCUCACGCCGUACAUCUACAAGUUCUGCAAAGAUCGCGAUAUUGUGAAGUUUAGUGCAGAUCAUCUUAUUAGUUCCAUGGGUGAUCACUGCACCUUUGCCCUCUGCCUGAUGAUUGGAUACGUGGUCUUCUACCGGGUCGUCAUCUUCAUCUACAUGAAGUUCAAGGUGUGCGACAUUCGCAUGUGGGACGAUCUGAAGCACGCCAAGGAUGAUCCAGAGGCGCACUUUGGCAAGAAGUCACACUACAAGCCUGUUUCCCUGGAGAAUGUGGAUGUGGUGGACUCACCACCAGGAAAGUUAAGGAAGACCAAAAGUAUGGACUCCAUGAAGAAGAAGGGUAUCAAGCAUUCGGCCUCGCCACCGCCAAUGAUCCGAACCAUCAGCAAUCCGUUGCUCAUCGAGAGCGAUUUGGCGCGCAUCCACAUCAAGCACGAGACGCGACCUUUGGAGAGUGCCACCUUGCCCAGACACCAGCAGCUGGCCCAGGUCCAUCCCAGUCCCAAUCCCAGCCUGAGGAGUGCACCACCCGUUCCCUUAAUCGCGAAGAGCGCCACUUUGCCCAACAACUAUGGUCACGGCGUGAUCAUGUCACCCAAGGUUCUGAUGCCCAGACCUGAAGAGGUGUAGACAUUAAUCGCAGUGCAGAAACUACCUUAUAAUAUUUAUUUUUGGAGGUAGUUUAUGUGACAGCAUCAAGUAUUAGCUACUGCCCAAAGAUCGAAUAGAUAAUCGAGAAAUCACACGAAAUUAGUCAAACACCACCACAUACAUUCCCCUGAACUCAUUCCAGUUAGUGAAUUCCUUAGUUAGUGAAUUAUAUUUAUGAAUAAGACUGCUCCUGUUAUCUGUGUUUAGUUAUUUGAAACGCAAACAAACAUUUAUGCGUAAUAAACAUACGAAUAUUAA